This is a messenger RNA of Blepharisma stoltei, 546 nucleotides long. The record is from the annotation of a GenBank genome assembly. NCBI's taxonomy places the organism in Eukaryota, Ciliophora, Heterotrichea, Heterotrichida, Blepharismidae.
AUGAAUGCAUUGUCUUUACAGUUAGCUCAGCUUAACACUCAGAAAAUUGUUGAAUAUUCAUCAAAUUCCCCAAUGCAACCUUGUCUUUGCCAACAUUGCAUGAAAGUGUUUGAGACUCCAUACCAGCUCAAAGCUCACUUAUUGAAUGAAUUUGAGCUUAACGCGGAGACUCUAGCAUUCUUUUGUGUUGCAAAAGGACUAGAAGAAUACUCAGAGCCAUCAACCCCUUUAGAAAUAAACGAUCAAAAAGGCGAAGAAAACAAACCUGAGACGAUGAUGCUAAAAUGCCCAAACUGUGAACAAAUUUGCAAAGGCCACAAAGGCUUAAAUCAGCAUCUAGGCAGAAAACACAGCAAAAAGAGAAAAAAUUCAACAUGCAAGCAGUGUGGGAAAUGUUUUAGGCAAAAAUACGCAUUGAAAUUCCACAUAAAUCAGGUCCAUCAAGAUGUUAAUAGGGUCAUUUGCGGCUUCUGCAACAAAGCAAUAUACAAUAAAUACGCGCUUCUUAUUCACAUUUCCAAGAGGCAUAGUAAUAUUAAAACAUAA